Molecule: messenger RNA, 3507 nt
Organism: Oncorhynchus kisutch (coho salmon)
Lineage: Eukaryota; Metazoa; Chordata; Actinopteri; Salmoniformes; Salmonidae
Product: solute carrier family 35 member F5-like
Exons: 17
Coding region: 390-1844 (484 amino acids)
Cellular component (GO): membrane
Source: RefSeq, a predicted model, not a curated record
GUCACCUGAGCAGGAAUCAUAAGGAUAGUUAAUGUUUACAACAAAACCAGUUUGUUUAGAUAUGUGUUUUCAUCGCACACUGUACAUGUAUUACCGAUGAUCAAGCUAUUGUAUUUUCCUGCAAAGACGAGGAAUGAACGACCACGUCAAAUAGAAGGAAACCUACUUCCCAUCUAGCUAGCUAGUAUGGUGCCUGUGAAGCCCCAUGUUGGUGUUCCUCUUUCCUGAACCGGUCUGCACAGCAACUCCUAGAGCCAACGUGCCUUUCCUGGGGUCGACCUGGAUUGUUGGACAGUGUUUCUCAUUAUCCACUGACACGGUUUCAGAUUCCUGCCUGUUCCGAGUCAGAAAGUCCAAAACUCUGAAGAAUCCUGUAUUAGGAUUUCCAGAUGGUGUGGGUGUUCAUCAUGAACCGGAUGGGUUCUCAGGGCAGCACGGUGGCCCAGCAGAGACGCAUGGCCCUGGGGGUGGUCAUCCUCCUGCUGGUGGAUGUCAUCUGGGUGGCUUCCUCUGAGCUCACCUCAUACAUAUUCAAGCGGCAGGAGUACAACAAGCCCUUCUUCAGCACGUUCACCAAGACCUCCAUGUUUGUGCUGUACCUGCUGGGGUUCCUGCUGUGGAGGCCAUGGAGGCAGCAGUGCACGGGCAGUCUCCGGGGACGACACGCUGCCUUUUUUGCUGAUGCCGAGGCCUACUUUACCCCCUGUAUCAACGACACCAGUUUGAAUGACCAUACCCUAAGUGAACCCCUGUACGUUCCUGUGAAGUUUCAGGACCUUCCCACAGAACAGACAAACUGUGCCAAUGGAGACUGUGAUUCCACCUCUAAAAAACAGCGGGUGCGCUUCAGCAACAUCAUGGAGGUGCGCCAGCUCCCAUCUACACAGGCCCUGGAAGCCAAGCUGUCCCGUAUGUCCUUCCCCGCCGCCAAGGACCAGGAGUCCAUGCUCCGCACUGUGGGCAAGCUCACCGUCACCGACGUGGCCAAGAUCAGCUUCUUCUUCUGUUUUGUGUGGUUCCUAGCCAACCUCUCCUACCAAGAGGCCCUGUCUGACACUCCGGUUGCCAUAGUGAACGUUCUGUCCUCCACUUCAGGUCUCUUCACCCUCAUCCUGGCGGCCGUAUUUCCCAGUAACAGCAGUGACCGCUUUACUCUGUCCAAGCUUUUAGCUGUGGCUCUGUGCAUGGGAGGAGUGGCCCUGGUCAGUUUUUCCAGCAUGGACAGCCCCGACGGGAAAGGUGCUACAGGCUCCCUGUGGUCGGUGGCUGGGGCUGCGCUGUACGCGGUCUACAUCGUCAUGAUCAAGAGGAAGGUGGACCGGGAGGACAAGCUGGACAUCCCUAUGUUCUUUGGAUUUGUGGGGUUGUUCAACCUGCUCCUCCUAUGGCCAGGCUUCCUUGUGCUUCACUACACAGGCUUUGAGGCCUUUGAGCUGCCCAGUAAGCUAGUGUGGACCUACAUCCUCAUCAACGGCCUCAUCGGCACUGUGCUCUCCGAGUUCCUCUGGCUCUGGGGCUGCUUCCUCACCUCCUCCCUCAUAGGCACUCUGGCCCUCAGCCUCACCAUCCCACUGUCGAUCAUAGCAGACAUAUGCAUGCAGAAGGUGAGUUUCUCCUGGCUGUUUUUCGCUGGAGCGGUUCCCGUCUUCCUCUCCUUCUUCAUCGCCACUCUGUUAUGUCACUACAACAACUGGGACCCCGUCAUGGUGGGGCUACGAAGAGUGUUUGCCUUCAUAUGCCGCUCGAAACAUCGGAUUCAAAGAUUGCCAGAGGACAGUGAACAGUGUGAAAGCCUUAUUCCCUUACACACUGUCUCCCAUGACAACGAAAGCUUCAGCUCGUGAUCCACCAGCCAGUCACAGGAUCGUGAAUACAGUGCGGAGCGGCAUGCUGAAGUGACAAUCUUGAAGCAACCAAUCAGAGACUUUGAACUAUGUCCAGUGCCUCUUAUUCAAACGAUUUAUUCUCUGCAGUGUGGAGUUGACGUUCCAUCUCUACAAGAUGAACUCUUUUUACUUUGUACAGUGUUGAUGCGACUCGUCGUUGACUGAGAUUGUGUGUUUUGCUGUGUUGGAUGUGUAAAAAUUAAAACUUGAUGGUACUGAAGGUGCCGGCCUUUUAUCAAUGAUUAAUUAUGGCCACUUCAAUUGGUACACGUUUAAAUAAAGGGACAGAGUGGUUUCAUAAGGAGAAGAGCAAGGUUGUUAUUCCAGCGGCAGAAAUUUCUAACAAUGAAAGGGUCGCUGCUUGUUCACAGGAGUAGGUUUGGGAGCAGGAAAAAUGAAUUAUCGUUAAUGUAGAAAUAGUAUGGGUGGAACAAGUUGGUCAUGGAUUUGAUCAUCAGGCUAUUAGGUGACUUACACAUCUGAUGUAGAGAUCUGGGCGUAUUCACAAAUGGUCACAGAGUUAAAGUAUUGAUAAAGGAUUAGUUUUGCCUUUUAGAUCAUAGUGAAUAAGGAUUUAUCGACAGGGAGGAUCUGUCCCUUGAUCAGCACUCUGAGACACAGAGUAGCAGUUCCUGUGAACAAGCAAUCUCAGAUAAGGAGACGGCAUUACAGCCUAUGAACUACCGCAUUUGAUUUCUCCCCCAUAUUCUAAAUCUCUCCAUCUCUGGCCCCUGGCAGCCAGGUAAUGCUGGAUCAUGAAGGCAAACUGUGAUGAAGCCUUUUGUAUGUGUUAGAAUGGGAACUGACAUUAACCCCUCGACUAAGCUAAGCUGCUCUACAGAAGUUAUAAUGCUGUUGCCUUUCCAACCGAAAACAGUAACCAUCUCAAAACAGGUGUAAAUACUGUACUACGCCAUGAAAUUCGAAUGACGUAUUCUUUCUUUAGUUUGUAUUUUGAAAAAUGACUACUACAAAGACCCUCUGAGUAUCUAGCCUUUUUGUUCUUUAAAGUCUUGACUGUUAUGACACUAAAAAGGAUUUAAGACAGACCAAGUACAUGGAUUUUCCAGAAGCACUAUUUUUCAUCCAAUUAGAUUCCCAUAGUCUUAAAGAGAAAAUGUUAACACUUCGGGGUGUGUUGCAGAGCCACGAAUGGGGACCUGAUUUGAUUAAAUAUCUUUCACCUGUUGAAAACUGACAAUUCUAUGCUAUAAUAGAGUUUCUAUGUCCAACAAUUGUAUUUUAGACACAUUUUGUUUGAUCAGUACAUGAAAUGAAAAUCAAUCACCCACUCACCCUUAUUCUAUUGAUGAUUUUAUUUGACUUAAACACAUGUUUGAUCAGUUAAAGUGAACUGUCUCUUCUGUAACCCUUGAUGUACACCAUGACAAAGGGCAUGUUAUCAUGUUAUUCCAACAGCUGUCAACCUAUGUACAGAACUUUAUGGAGUGUUUGCCCGGCACCCAUUGUGGAAGACAUUUUAUGACUUGAGCUAACUGCAGGAAGUAAUAACUUGCCCUGUAAAGUGAAAAAAACUUCAGCCCCUCAAGUGCAGGUUUAACCUUUGUCCAACUCAGUUGUUACUUUCACAUUGUAAAAAAAUAAACAAGAAUCUACCCUA